GACGGGCUGGUCCUUCUCCUCCGGAGAGCUCCUGGGAAGCAUAAAGCUGGACCGGGGCGGGGGGAGCAGUGGGGGGAAGCGAACGCACGUGAAAGGACUUGGCUCUGGCCGGCUAGCAGUGGGAGCCUCUGGGUGUUCUUGGGAAGUGUCGUCCCCCACCCCGCUCCAGCCGCAUGCGUUUCCAGGGCGGGGGGCGGGAAUGGGGAAUAUCUUAUUACAAAGGGACAAGGCCACCUUGGAGCCGCAGCAGCCUUCCCGCCUCCCCCUCCCGCGAGGCGCUGCAAGGUGCCCGAAGAGCUCUCUGAGGAGUGAGGAGGACGCUUUCUUCCCUUCUUUGGAGAGGGAGAACAGGUCUCCUGAGGGAGCCGGCGAGGCGGAGCAGAGAAAAACAAUAGGGUUUCUUGGCGUAGAAGAAACUGCUUUGGCGGCGGCUCGGGAGGGGCGAAAGGAGACAAGCCGUCUUGCUCCCGUUCGCACCCCGCUGAGGGGAGGAAAAAUGAGCACGCCGGGAAACGCUGCUGAGGGGCGUUUGCGGCUGGUUUGGAGCUGAAGCCCCGGGACUGGUGGGAAAUGCGCCUCUCUGUGCGCCGCCUGAUCCACCCAGAAACAAAGCAAGCAGUUUUUAAAAAGGCUGGGAGGGUGAUGAUGAGUUUUCAGAGAGGUGCCUGAAAUUCACUCACUGAUGGUGUAUUAACUUUUGGAAGUGUGAGACAUAAGUUGCUGCUCUGCCGUUUGAUGUUACAUGCACAUCGAAGGAAGUGUAUCUCUCUCUCCAUAGAGAGAGAGACUAUAAAAUGCAUGUUAUGAAUUGUGUCUCCUUGGUCAAUGAUAAAGAAAAUGGAGCUAUUUCACUUGAAGCUGGAUUAAUGAUUGGAGAUACAACAGAACCAGAAGAGCAAGUGCCGCCACCUCCGCCACCUCCACCAUGUCUGUCCACAGAAGCUGGAUUUCUUUUGCCACCAGCAGUGCCGCCGCCCCCACCACCUCCACCUCCAGUAGGGAGCAGAUCUCCAUUGCCGCAGUUAGUAAACGGGCAUGGCUAUCAGAGCAAGAAGAAGCGGAUACGUAGCUUCUUCUGGAAAACUAUCCCUGAAGAGCAAGUCCGUGGUAAAACCAAUAUCUGGACUAUUGGUGCUAAACAGAGCUAUCAGAUUGACACAAAGACAAUUGAGGAAUUAUUUGGGCAGCAAGAAGCAACUGCGGCUCUGGAUUCCAGAAACAGAGCUUCAAGGAAGUCAUUUAAAGAUGCCAAACAAGAGAUUAAUAUUUUGGAUGCCAAAAGAAGUAUGAACAUUGGAAUCUUUCUCAAGCAGUUCAAAAAAUCUGUUGAAUCCGUAAUUGAAGAUCUUCAUUCAGGAAGAAGUGAUCUCUAUGGUUCUGAGAUACUGCGUGAACUAUUCAAGUUACUGCCAGAAACAGAAGAGGUAAAGAAAUUAAAAGACUUCAGUGGAGACAUAUCAAAACUGUGUCAAGCAGAUUCCUUUAUGUACAUGCUAAUCCAGGUGCCAAACUACUCACUGCGAAUUGAAGCCAUGGUGUUAAAAAAGGAAUUCUCCCCGUCUUGUACUUCUCUGCAGAAAGACAUGACAAUUAUAAGAAUGGCUACAAAGGAGCUAAUGUGCUGUGAUGAGUUGCAUUCCAUAUUACAUUUGGUACUUCAGGCUGGGAAUAUUAUGAAUGCAGGAGGCUAUGCUGGCAAUGCAGUUGGUUUUAAGCUAUCAUCAUUACUCAAGUUGGCAGAUACAAAAGCAAACAAGCCUGGGAUGAAUCUGCUUCAUUUUGUUGCUUUGGAAGCCCAGAAGACGGAUAAAGUUCUUCUAACAUUUUCAGAAAAAUUGCAACACGUUCAGGAGGCAGCCAGAAUAUCUAUGGAAAACAUAGAUGUAGAGCUUCAUUCACUCUCAACCAAAACAAAAUCUCUUAAGGACAAUAUUAAACGGGACUCGGAGCUCUUUCACCAGAUGGAAGGCUUCCUUCAGUUUGCUAUCAAAGAGCUAAAAGAACUGGAACACUUUAAACGAGACCUGCUCAAGGAAACACAUACCCUUAUGGACUUCUUGUGUGAAGAUAAAGAAACCAUGAAACUGGAGGAGUGCUUUCAGAUAUUUAGGGAUUUUUGCCUAAGGUUUAACAAAGCUGUUAAGGAAAACAAGGAAAGAGAGGCACAAGAACUUCAACAGCUGCAGCGAUUAAAAGAACUCGAGGAAAAACGCCGAUCAUGGGCUGCUAGUGACCUUGGAGCAUUUGGCAGGAGCAGCAGUGAAAAUGAUGUUGGGACACUGACCAAGAGAGGACUUGAAGAAUUUCUACCCUUCUUGCAGCAGAGACCCCAAAGUCCUUCCUACAGAAACACUAGUACUAGGCGCUCACGGCAUUCCUUGGGAGUCACUGCAGACAGAGAACUGUUGACUUUCCUGGAGACCUCAAAGGGUGAGGAUCCAAACAAGUCCAACAGCCUUCCUCGUGCACAUGUUGGUCAAGCAAGGCCUAAUGUAGCCUGGACUGAUUCUAAGGAGCCUGGAGAUCUCAGUUUAACUAACUUGCACUUACAUCAGGCAUCUGAAGAAGAAACAGACUGCAAUUACUUCCAGUUGCCUCCAUCUCAGUCUGAUCACAUAGAAGACCUUGAGGAAUUAGAAGCUGCCGAUACAUACCUGUAUAAUGAGCAAGAGAGUGCCGACAGUGACAAGUACAGAUUUAACGUGCCUUGUAUCGAAGCCACAGGUGCAGCCCCUUGGGACCUCUCUGUUGAAGAAUGUGAACUUGUUCCAGGGCUGCAGAAGUUUGACUUCCAUGGAGAAAACCCGUCCACAGUUCAUUUUGAAAUUGGUGCUAGAAACUUUGAGACGGUAGGUGACUUGAGCUUGUACUCUCUUGGCAAAGCAGUAGAUCCGUUACCAUCUAAAGAGACUGUUUAUAAGGCUGAACACUCUGCCAAAGUGGCAAGUCAUGUGCAUGAAGCUCCAGAAACCAACACUGGUAGUCCCACAUCUUCAGAUGGUAGCGUUUCAGGAAAUAAGGCACAUGGGCCAGUGUUUUGUGCAUCGGAUACUUCCGACUGUUCUUUGACACUAGAUCUUUCUGAAAGAAACAAUACAAAGCUAGGUGGCAACAAAAUGAACCAGGACGACAGUGCUACUCCCCACUUUAUAAAUGAUCUGCAAAUGGGUGGCACAAUCUUGGGCACAAGUUCCUCAUUUCCAAAUGAUAAAGAUGAUUCUGGCAGUAGGUCUGGCCUUACAAAGGAAAAAUUUGCCAAGAGCAAAGAUGCAUCAGGGCCAAAGAGAAAUUCUCUGAAAGAUAAAUCAUCAAGUCCCCCGAAGUCCAGCAGUGGUCCUCCCAACCACCCCAGACCAGUCAGAACACUGAACUCCUCUGAGAAUGCAAGUAUGAGGAAGGUAGUGCCCAUUUCCAGAUCAACGAAAGCAGCACCCCCAAAUUGUACCAAAAAGCCAGAGGCUAAGCCAGCACCUCGAGACACUAGCACAGCUGAAACGCGACUGUCGCGGCGCAACUCUGUUCGGGGCAUCGCAGACACGGUACCCAAACCUCCAUAUAGGCAGAGCAUAUCUGUAGAGGAGCCCAAAUUCCAGAGAGGGACUGCAGCUUCCAGCAGUGGCCAUUUUGAGAGGGAGCAACUUCAGCACAAAGGCUCUUUCAAAAAGCCAAGCUCGAAACCCGUCCGAUAUGUUCCCAAAUCAAAGAACGAUGAAACCAAAAUGUGCCGCUCUUCGACCAAAUCACAGCCCGCUCCAGAUCCUAGUAAAAGCACAACUGUCACCAUUCCCAAGACACCAGCUCCUGUUCCAAGCUUUGCAAGGAAUACAGUGGCCUCUUCCUCAAGAUGUGCAAAGGUGGAUUUGCCGGCCACCUCUAAAGCACCAACCCUAACAAGGUCUCUGUCUCAGAGAUUGCCUCGGAUGAGAAUUGCAACAGCCUCCGAUGACUCCAAUCCAAAGGAAAACGGUGGAAGCACACUAAAAAGGGCUAAUAGUGCUAGAAUUAUAAAAAGGAACACUGAAAGUAGUGAGCUAAGUAUUAAAGUGGACCCUAUGGUAAGGGAACAAACAACUGCAGAAAAGUCUUCAUACCUUAAAUGUAAAGAUGGAAAUCAGACUACCAUAGGGAAACUACUGAAUCACUUCUGAAAAUGAAAUAAAGGGUUUGUAUCAUCUGGCAAUAUAGAAUGUGAAAACCAGCUUUUUCAACACUUAAUAUGUCUAUUGUGAAAUAUUCCAAAUGGUGUUUUUAAUGGUAUGAAAUGCAAGUUAAGGUACAUUGUGCAUCAGAAAAGAGCACCUGCUAGUCUUGAUCCUGCUGUAUGUCUGAAUUGAAUGUAUUCAACUAUGUACUGUGAUGGAAUAGCUGUAACAAUGUUCCCUUGCUUUUGGGGAGAUAGUACUUUUACACAAACUUUACAAGCUCAAGGAAUGCUUUUGUCUAGUGAAAUGGGGGGUGGGGGAAUAGAACUAGAGAUCAUGGCCAGUUCUUGUAUAAUCACUGCUCUUUUGAAAAUGCAGUUCUGAAUGCCUUGUGAAAAAGUUUAAAAAAAGCAUACUUGGAUCAUUUUAGUUCCUUGGCUCCAGUAAUAAGUUUUGCCUGUUGCAGAGUCCAUUGCUGGCAAUUGGACACACAGAACUGCUGGCCUACAAAAUGGUAAAAUAGGACAGUGCUGUUGUAGGGGCACUGAUGUAAUCUCAUCUGAAGAAUUUGCAGCAUGUCUUUUAAGUAUGUGUGUAUGUGUGUGUCUAGAAAGGAGGGGAAACUCUGCUGGGCAGAAUAUUCAUUCUCCAGGAGCGUGGAAGAACGGCCUUGCACGUACAAGUAGAAUAGUUUGAGUGACUGGUGCUGGAAUUAGUAGAGUUAGCUGAAGGCUGUGGCUUUCAGAAACCAACAGUAGCUAAUGGAGAAAAUGGCAAGUGACUUGACUUGAGUCAAGCACAUGCAAACUUGCCAGCUUUUGGUAUACAAAAGUGCCAUAUUUAUAAUACACAUUACAGAUGCUGCAGCUUGAAACCUGGGAGGGCUGCAGCCUUUUGCAGAGCACUUUUCUCAUUUCCACUGGUUUGAGCUACUGUCAAAUGACUUGAAGUGCUGCUAUGGCUCCGGUUAGUAAGAGCCUGUUGGUUUCCCGGCUGCCUCCUUCUUUGUCAAUAUGACCGGUUGGCAUGAAACAUGCUGAUUUCUUUUAUGCAUGACAAAAGGCUCUUUUUUUGUAAACUAAGCUUAAAUGGCUUCAGACAAGUAUUUUAACACUACUUUUUAAACUUCACUUUUGAUAAGCUUUUUAAAAAAAAACAAACACCUCAGACUACUGCCGAAAACAUAUGAUACCAGUGAAUGAGAGAACUUGUCACAUGUUCCACUUUCCUCUUGUUCCUUUUCCAGGCAAAUAUAUGUUGGUUACCUCAGCCUCAUUAUUUAAAUAGUUGCUAGCUUAUUCCUUUAUGAAAGCCUCAUUUUUAAAAAAAAAAUCAUGCAGUGGAAAUAUUUGGACAGAUGUUGAGUUGGUUUUGAUGCCUUUUCCUUUAGCACUCCCACUACUAUCUCCCUACAUUCACCUGAUAUAGAUGCAUCUGUUGUAACAAAUUACUUGCACAGAUGUGAUAACUGACACUAAACUUCCUUCAACCAACUUAAUGUUACCAUUGCAGCUCAUGGCCUUAACUUUUUUCACACACAAAUAGUUUCCAGAAACUUAUCCCCAAGAAAAUAUUCCAAAAUGUCAUCUAGUGUGCCAUUGGGCUCUCCAAAUAUGUCAACACUUCCGUGUGGUGUGGUUGGCUUAGCCCUCUCUUAGUAAAGUCCUUAUAGGGAAAUCGUUGCUUUCCGUUUUAUAAACUACUUGGAUUAUGCUCCUUUGUGGGUUAACCAUUCAUUUGGCCCUACUCAUAUAUAUAUUUUUGUGUAUUCAUCUGUGAUAGCAGGUGAUGGAUUUUUAUUAAUUUUUGAUGUAAUAAGCUUGAAAAAGAGAAAAUAAUUUAAAUGUUAUGCAUUUGGAAACUGUAAGUAAAUUUCUAUAUAAGUGUGUAAAAAUGAACUGGAUGUAUUUAAUGGGCCAUUUAUACAUUUCUGAAUUUCUUGUUAGUUUAAUAAAGUUCCCAUUAAUGGGU
Molecule: messenger RNA, 6113 nt
Organism: Hemicordylus capensis (graceful crag lizard)
Lineage: Eukaryota; Metazoa; Chordata; Lepidosauria; Squamata; Cordylidae
Gene: FHDC1
Product: FH2 domain containing 1
Exons: 13
Coding region: 795-4148 (1117 amino acids)
Biological process (GO): actin filament polymerization
Cellular component (GO): actin filament; cytoplasm
Molecular function (GO): microtubule binding; actin binding
Source: RefSeq, a predicted model, not a curated record